CUCCGUACACUCUUGGGAACCUUGGCCUCGAGCCAACAAUGCCGGUCGCCCGCACCCUAAGCUAGUACAGCUCCGAUAGUCGUCCGGGUUAUUCGCGGUGCCGGUGCUCAAUCGCUGCUGGACCGGCAAAUGCCUUUCAACUUGGUGUCGCGACUGGCCGACAGGAUGGGCAACACGAGCAUCACGAGACAGCGCAGGGCCUCGAGGAGGGCCAGUUCGGAGGGUAACGAGAAUGGCCCUCGGGAGGAUGGGGAUCCCGAGCGCGAGGAGCUCUGGGCCAUGAAGAGGCUCAUCAAGGAGAGGCCCGGCGCUUUCAUACUCGACAACCUCGUCCUCUCCGUCCAGCUCUUCUCGAACUACGAACGGGAAAUGGAGGAGGCCCGACGCAAGUUGGUGGCAAAGGAGCAAAAGAUCAACCAAAAGCUCCUGCCGAUGAAAUCGGUCCUGAUGCCGGACGUGCUGCGCGAACACUUUGCCGAUCGAGUGAGGUUUACGGCCCGACCUGGCAAAUCGGACAACGACGAUGUCACGGUCGAACCGAUCCGGCCCAUCAGGCUAUACAUGAUUUACGAGAAUGUCCUCGUCGCGGAGGUCGACGAGACGCAGCACUACUACAAUCCCACCGAGCUCGCCAUCGAGUACAACUUUGUCCUCAGGGAAGCCAAUCACAAAGGCUACGCACGACUGGAGCAGCGUAAGACAACGGCUCCGAAAGAAAACGGCCUGGACGUCAAUGACGUCUCGUCGAUCGUUGAAAACGAAAGUGAAGCGUACAGCGACGAUGGCUCGGUGUACGGUCCCAUAAGCAAACGGAGGGUCCCGCUGGCGCGGUCGACGUCCACGUCCAUGCCCGAUCUCUUUGACGAGGACAAUUACUACGAGGAGGACAACGCGAGGGUCACCUCGAACGGUCAAAGUACGCCGAGAUCAUCGCAGAGACCGGCAAACUCGGGUAGCUCGAGUAGCUCCGGGUACACGACGACCGCCUACGGCCCGGACAGCGACAGCGACUCCAGCACCCCGAGCAGUGCUUACCCCCGCGUUACGUCUCGCGGUGGCAGGAAGACAAACUCGUGGCUCUUGGGCUGCGACAUACCCGCGGAGUGUCUGAAAACGGUGAUCUUCACGUACGACGGCCGGAUCUACAACCCGAAGCGCGAGCCCAAGGCCCUGACGCGCCAACAGAGGCGCAUACGAGACGCGAAGAUAGCCAAGAACAAGGACAUUGUGUACGUGAACGGGUACAAGCUCGCCAAGUACUUUUACGAGGGAUUCAAGGCCCAGGCGGGCCGGCUCCUCGGCUUCGACGAGCCGAGCGUGAGGAACGCCAAGCGAUGCGACGCCACCAUCCGACUCGAGACGAUCGAGCACCUCUCGCCCAAGGAUCAGAGCGCGUACGUGAAGAUCGAGGCGUACGAGGUGGUGCCGUGCUUCGCGAGUCCUUGGCCGAGGUGGGCGCGGGGUUGGUUGGACCGGGAGCGUGCCGAGUGGCCGAGCGACGAGCAGCUCCGGCGAGCCGAAAAGUGCGGCUGCUUCCUCGUCCCGGAGACGUCGCGGCUCCACGGCCCCGCCACCGACGAGCCCAACCACCACCAUCCCCUCUGGAAACUCGACUGGAGCCUCAAUUAUCCCGCCGCCGAGCGUUACCUCGAGACGUGCCUCUCGGCCAGCCAAGCCACGGUCUACGCGGUCUGCCUCGUCCUCCACAAGACCUUCCUCAGGGCCCUCGGCCCGAGCUUCGGCCUCGACACCGGACACGUGCGCAACAUGGUGUUCCUCAUGGCCGAGAAGAACCCCGACUGGUCGGUCCUGCACAUGGGCCAGUGGACCCUGAAUUUGCUCGAGUCCCUGCACGGUUGCAUCCAGCAGCGGGCCAUGUCCGAUUACUUCAUGCACGAGCGCAACUUGUUCGCCAGCGUCAACGCGGACGAUCUCUUGCACGCCCAAAAACAAUUGAAGCGCAUCAUCGACAACCCGGUGCUAUUCGUCCUCCACGCCCUCGAGGGCAUACAGUACGAGAGAGUUGACGCGGAGGUGUGCCGGGGUGGUGGCUGCCUGUGCUGUUAUCCGCGCCUCGACCACGCGAGGCUGCUCAAGCUCCUGCUGACGCGCCACGAGCUCGUCCUUCGGAACUCGAAUCUGCAGGUCAGCCACGAGGAAGCGCACGGCUCCUCGUCGGCUCUUGGGUACUACUACGCGAGGCGCGACCCCGUUGGCAAGGACUUUUGGACCGAGGCCAAGCAAAACAGCCAACAGUACAUCAUGCAAGCCUCGUCCCGCAGGCGCACCGACAGGAUCGCCGUCCUCCCAAAACGCGAGCACGACUCCGUCAUCGACAUUCAGGAAAAGUGCGAGCCCCUGACGCCCAUCAGGCUGUCGAUGAUCCUCGAGUUUUUCGCGGAGCACUUUCUCAGGGUGGCGCGCUGCUGCCACGAGAGGGGAGCCACGAGAUCUAAGCGCGCCUACUUGGACCAGGUGAAGCUGUUGGGCAGUUUGUUGGCCGAGGAUCAGGAUUACCAGGACACGGCGCGGAGCUUGUUGCAGCAGGCGCGCGAGCUGUACGACCGUACGAGGCCGCCAGACGUGCCUCCGAGGCCGGAGAUCCCGAAGCGAAACAAUGCCGAUUCGAGGACGAGUAGACAAGUCAGUUACGAGGGGUGUAACGGGGAAUCGGCCGAUAAUCACACGGACGGGGCUGCGAGAGGUAGCUCGGAGGCGCCGGAGACGUUGUUGGGCCGUAACUCGGACUGGCCGAUUUUCCUGCAGAGUCCGGGAGUGCCCGGUGAGCCGAAAGCGCUACUGAGGUCGCUGAGAAGCCUUGCCGAUCGGCCGAUUUUCACCAAAAGACAGGUUGUUGCCUGUGAAGAAGAAGAAGACGAGUUCCCGGCUGACGUGGACAAACGAGGCACGAGCGGUGCCGAGGGAGACGAAGGGGAGCCCAAGGGUGUUGCCAACUCGGAAAUAACGCGGUAGAUUAUACGUAUACAAUCUGGACACUACGUGAACAAGUUUCUUCAAAUUAUGUAUAUAUAUAUACAACCAAACGUGAAGCAUGUGUUUUUUUUUUUUUUUCUUCUUCUUUUGUCUUCUGUUAUCUGGUUGUUACAAAUGAAACGAGAAUUACAUACGUGCGCAAUAACAACUGCACUGCACGUGUAUGUAUAGAUUUUUAUUUUGCGUAUGAAUAUUUCAAGAUUUCGUCCCUGACGAUCAGCCAAGCGUAUAUAUUUUGAUAAGAUGCUUUUUUUCGUUACUUUUGUCUACUCUGUGUGUACUUUUUGUAUUAAUGAUUUGUUGUCUAAUCAUACGUAUAUUUUUAUGUGAUAAUAAAUUAAGUGAU
Molecule: messenger RNA, 3340 nt
Organism: Copidosoma floridanum
Lineage: Eukaryota; Metazoa; Arthropoda; Insecta; Hymenoptera; Encyrtidae
Source: RefSeq, a predicted model, not a curated record